AUGGCUUAUACUCUGUUCUACAGUAGCAGUAGCAGUAGCAGUAGCAGUAGUGGUGGUGGUAAUAGUGGCGGUGGCUACAUCAACAAGCUCGAGCAAGCCAGACAAGAAUUCUGGAGCAGUCAUCCACAUCUCUCAGAAGAACAGCUUCAGCUGUCGUGGUUACAGACCGUCUCUGCACCCCCCUCCACCAAUUCCUGCCCUCCCACUCGGCCGUCGAUAGCCAGCCAAACACCCCGCACGAUGCGACACAGUAUGCCAAGCAUGGCCGAUUUCUCGCCACCCCAUUUCGGAUACAUGGACCGUACUCACUCAGCGCCUGGCGUCACUCAUCCACCCUCUGCCAUCGGCCUAGACAGCUCUGAGCUUGAGAGAUGCACGACCAGCUACUCAGACUGGCAGUCUACCGCUCAAGAGCCAGCAAACGACUACACACUCUUCUCCCAGAACUCGAUGAGAGCCCAAGCCCUCCUCCACCCAAUCGACGAGGCAGCCUGCUUCCCCACCGGCAACGGCAACGGCAACGGCAUGGUCGAGUACAGCCCCAACGACUACGUCAGCAACUGCAUUGAGCCCAUGAGCUCGAAUUCUCUCUUCACCCCCACUCCCCACCACUCACAACAGCAAGGUCAACUGACGCCAAAUCAGUGGUGUUCAUCGUCUGAUGCAUCCACCUCGCCCAGCACCCCCGUAACCGCCCUGAUGACGCCCGUCACGCAGUCGAGUGACAUGAGCCGUCAGGGAAGUUAUAAUCCUCAUUUCGUUGAUCAUGUUUCCAUGUUGCGUGUUCAGUCUGCUUCUUCUUGCGCGCUUCCCAUCCUCCCUGAGGAGGAUGGAAGUUUUCCUUUUUCGUUUGACGCUGAGUCAAAACCCAUCAGCAGCAAUGCUGAUGGUGCUCAGUUUUCGCACUUCACUGGCUUCAGUGAGGGUUUCCUUUCUCCGUCUCUCCAUCCUGUUUCUGCAAGUGCGCACGGACUUGCUUCUAUCGACAACGAACAGUCGGACCUGGCGGAAGAUAUGCGGAGGUCGACAUCAGCAUCCUCUAGUGAGAGCAGUAGGAGUGAGGCCUCGGUGCCCCGCUCGACCCAUUCUCGCCGUUCCCGUCGCGAACGCGAGAUCAAUGCGCAAGCCGCCUCUCGUAAGAUUGCCCCCAAGGCAGUCGAGCGCCUCCAAGGGACCGAGUCCAUGACAUCCCAUGCUCAGAUGGCAAGGAUAAGGUCCGAGGAUGGCUCCUCGAAGACGGUUGGUCUUCUCACCAAGACGCCCUAUGUGCGGCCUUCCCACCCGAAGAUCAUGUGUUCGUUCUGUAGUGAGCGUCCCGAUGGCUUCCGUGGUACUCAUGAACUCGAACGUCAUAUUGCUCGUGCUCACGCGCCAAGUCGCAAAGGCUUCAUCUGCAUCGAUGCUUCAGCUGAUGGCAAGUUUCUCGCAAACUGUAAGCACUGUCGUAACAAGAAGGUCUAUGGCGCCUACUACAACGCCGCCGCCCACCUUCGCCGUGCCCACUUCCACCCGCGCAAGCGAGGCCGAAAGGGCAAGAAUGACGAAAAGCGUGGCGGCAUCGGCGGCGGCGACGACCCACCCAUGGACUAUCUCAAGCAAAACUGGAUCCGAGAGGUCGAAGUCGACAACAACAGGCCCACGCCUCCUUCUCCACAAACUGCUUCCGACGAAGCCACCACCACAUCCACCAAUGAGACAUUCGAUUUCAACGCCCCAAGCCCCAUCGACCCCUCCACUGCCUCUUAUUCUCAACAACAACAACAACAACAGCAGCAGCAGCAGCAGCAUCAACAGCACAUGCCAUCCUCAAUCCCCACCCAAGUUCACAUGGACCCCAGUCUUCUAAUCGACUACGGGAUGAGUAUGAAUGCAAGUGAACCCAUGAUGCUGUACGCCAACCCAGCUUUCCCCAACUUCGACCCUACCCUUGUAGUCCCCAACGACAUGAACCACUUCCAGUUUGACGCCGAUGCUGGUUACUAA
Messenger RNA from Plenodomus lingam JN3, 1983 nucleotides. RefSeq lists its product as uncharacterized. The record is from RefSeq and is a predicted model, not a curated record. NCBI's taxonomy places the organism in Eukaryota, Fungi, Ascomycota, Dothideomycetes, Pleosporales, Leptosphaeriaceae.